This is a messenger RNA of Microplitis mediator, 808 nucleotides long. RefSeq lists its product as uncharacterized. The coding region runs from base 140 to 658 and encodes 172 amino acids. The transcript has 4 exons. The record is from RefSeq and is a predicted model, not a curated record. Lineage: Eukaryota; Metazoa; Arthropoda; Insecta; Hymenoptera; Braconidae.
GUCAUUCUCUUUUCUGCCAGCACUGCAGUAUAACAGAAAUUUAAAUUGAAACACGAUACAUACUAUUUUUUAAUUUACUGAUAGUAGACUCAGAAGUUGUGAUUAUUAAGCAUCUUAAUUUCAUUUAUAAAUUUUGAAAAUGAAAACCGUUAAUCAUUGUUGUUGUUUCGGUUUGUCUACAGCAUCAUUACUAAUUGGAAUACUCAAUAUUAUAUUUUUGAAAUUCGUACUUUAUGUAGUUAUUGCAUAUCGUCAACAGUUAGAUUUCUGUGAACUAUUCGACUCCAUACUUCCAUUUUGUGCUGACUAUAUCAACAGAAUAAAUAGCAUAUCUACAUUCAUUGUUAUUAAAUAUGUAGCAGCAAUAAUCAUGAUGAUUGGUUCAGAUCGGAAGAUACAUCAACUAAUGUGGCCGCACUUAGUUGUCCAUUUCAUGGAAAUUUCGAUAACAAUACUAUUUUUGCUUUAUUAUGUGAUGUCUUGCAUUUUACAUCCCGGAAAACACAAUUUGAAACUUUUGUGGUAUGGAGGAUGGCUUGCUGGAGUAUGGCUAAGUAUCAAUAUUCAUUUUUGGAUUGUGAUCAAAAGUCGUGUCGAGGAAAUAAAAAGGCAGAAACAGUUUACCCUCAUCGAAGUUAUAGCGGAUGCAUCAUCAUGAUGAUACACAAAUAUUAAAUGCGGAAUUAUCAACACAUAUUUAUUAGUGGGACUUUCAUUAACGUAUUCUUAUCAUAUAUUUUAAUUUUUUUAAUUUCAUCUUACCUAAUAAUAUUAUUUUUGUUCCACUGUAACUUAAAUUUACUCGUAG